UUGUGGUGUGUUUUUGUCGGUCGGCUGUGUAGCGACCUCUGCUAACUACAACAACUUAUGUGGAGCUAAAGUCACAUCACACUGUCGAGAUGGGCUCAUCGACUACUUGACUCUUCAGAAAUGUUUGCUGAAAAAUUUCUAAUGAUUGGGUGUAUAGUGAAUAGAAAACGGCAUCGCGGAUGAACACUAGCUAGAACAACAGCAAGCUGAGUAGUAUGCUGGACGUGGGGAAGUGGCCAGUGUUUGCCCUCCUUCCUCCCGAGGAGCUACGGCUUAUCCGGCAGGCUUGUGUCUUUGGCAGCGCUGCAAACGAAGCCCUUUAUGUCACGGUUAAUGAUGAGGUGUUUGCCCUGGGCACCAACUGCAGUGGCUGUCUAGGGCUUGGAGACCUUCAAAGCACUAUUGAGCCGCGUAGGAUUGAUGUCUUGUGUGGAAAGAAGAUUGUAUCCCUGAGCUAUGGAACAGGACCGCAUGUGGUUAUCGCUACUUCAGAUGGGGAGGUGUUUGCUUGGGGACAUAAUGGCUACAGCCAGCUGGGUAACGGGACCACCAAUCAUGGACUGACCCCUGCACUUGUGUCCACCAACCUCCUAAGCAAGAGAGUGACAGAAGUGGCCUGUGGCUCCCAUCAUACAAUAGCCCUUACAACUGAUGGAGAGGUUUAUGCAUGGGGUUACAACAACUCGGGCCAAGUAGGUUCAGGCUCGACUGCCAACCAGCCAACGCCACGCCGGGUCAGCAGCUGCCUGCAGAACAAAGUAGUGGUCAACAUAGCCUGCGGCCAGCUCUGCUCUAUGGCUGUACUGGACAAUGGAGAGAUCUAUGGUUGGGGCUACAAUUGCAAUGGACAACUAGGUUUGGGCAACAAUGGAAACCAGCAGACCCCAUGUAGGAUCGCUGCUCUUCAAGGUGUCAACAUCGUCCAGGUUUCCUGUGGAUAUGCUCAUACAUUGGCACUUACAGAUGAGGGGUUUGUUUACGCCUGGGGAGCCAACUCGUACGGGCAGCUGGGGACAGGAAAUAAGAGUAACCAAGCUCUCCCGACUCUGAUAAACACAGACAAGGAGAGGAUGGUGGAGGUGGCUGCGUGUCACACUAGCCACACGUCAGCUGCCAAGACCCAGAGUGGGCAGGUUCUGAUGUGGGGUCAGUGUCGGGGUCAGGCUGUUGCCAGCCCCCACCUUACCCAUUUCAGCAGCACUGACGAUGUGUUUGCAUGCUUCGCUACACCGGCUGUCACGUGGCACCUCCUCUCAGUGGAUGGUGAUGACUACCUGACCGUGGCCCAGUCGUUGAAGAAAGAGUUUGACAGCCCGGAGAUUUCAGACCUGAAGUUCCUGGUUGAUGGGAAGUGUAUCCAUGUUCACAAAGCCCUUCUGAAAAUCAGGUGUGAACAUUUCCGAGCGCUGCUGAAUGAAACAGACGAAGACACCAUAGAGAUCCACCAGUUCUCAUACUUGGUGUACCGGGCCUUUCUGGAGUAUCUCUACACAGACACUAUCAACCUGCCACCAGAGGAUGCUAUUGGGCUGCUAGACUUGGCCACGUUCUACCGAGAGACACGGCUGAAGAGGCUGUGCCAGGAAACCAUCAAGAGGGGCAUUUCUGAGGAGAACGCCAUCACUCUGCUCUCUGCUGCUGUCAAGUAUGAGGCGCGGGAUCUGGAGGAGUUCUGCUUCAAGUUUUGUGUCAACCACCUCACAGCUGUCACACAGACCCAGGCCUUUGCAGACAUGGACCACGAUCUGCUCAAGAACUUCAUUAGCAAAGCCAGCCGCUACGGGGCCUUCAAAAACUGACUAGAACGCCCCUGUGGGGAUGGAUGCAACACAGUAAGGGUUAAACUCACUGAGGUCCUGAGAGAUGACCCUAGACCAAAGUAAACACCAGGCUGUUCAGCUCUUCAAAGGCUUUUCGCUGCGGAUGUUAGCACUGGAGAGGCAAAUGGUUUCAGGUUACGCCCUCUAACUGAUGCUUCUGUGUUACUGGCCAAACACACAGUCUAUGUUGGUGGUUAUUGGGUUACAUCACUCUGUCAGUCACUAGCAGACGCACAGAAGUUGAACAGAAAGAUGUGCCACAGUCACUCUGUUUCUGUCAACUUUGUUACUCACAAACCACUCUCUCACUGAUUUGUUUGUUUGUGCAAAUGUACCAAACAGAUGGAGGAUAGCAGCUACUGUUACAAUAACAACCAGCUCAGACAGAAUGCCACAAAACGCAGAACACUUUUGAUUUUAUUGCAAUAGAUGCAGUUGGCAUCAGGGGGAACUAGAAAUGUCCCCAUCUGCUUUGAGCUGAGAUGCAGUAACGACCCAACAUAGAACAUUACAGCUUGUUAACAUCAGCACUGGAGUGUAAAAUCUGCGUAAUUGCAGCGAUGCAAGCUGGGGCAAAUGAUUCCUUACCCCCAUGGGAUGCCAACGAUGCUGACUGUAUCUGUUUAAGGCUCAUUUCAUGAAGGCAUUAUUAAUUUUAACACAUUGCCUGUUAGUGAAACAAUUCAUCAAUGCCUGCAUUAACCUGGAGUUCGCUGCAUCUGUGAAGUCAUAGGGCUGCUAUGGUUUGACUUACUUUUGCAAAAAAACAACCCAGUUUUUUAAGUAGUGAAUUAUUUUUUUACUGUUAUUGUCUUCUGUUACAAUGACCAUUAAGUAACGAAAAUAGAAGUUUAUUUCCUUUCUGUUUAGCUCAAACACACACUUAGGUAUAAUUUCACAAAACUACAGUAUCAUAAUAUGGUAGAAUUAGAUACCAAAGAUAUGAAAAUGUAAUAAAAUUAUAAACACAGUCACAAUAAAGCUAAAGAAAGAGAUCAGCCCGAAACAAGUCAGCAAUGCAUCCCUAAAGAUUGUAUUUUUUACUGUGACGCCUUCAAUCUUUCUGCAUUGAGAAGUAUAUUUUAAGGAAAUAGAGAGCUGCAGAGAUGACAUAUUUCUGUAGGCCCAGGAGUUAGCACUGCAAAGGUUCCAUUAACAAAAAGCUUGUUGUUAUUAUCAAUGAGUUUCUGCAUUAUUGAUGACACUAAGCUCUGUGGUGAAAAACAUCAUGGCACUUAUGGCCGUUUCAGACUGGUAGCAUGGCAGUUGUGUGAUACCUGUGUCAUGGCUUGAUUGUCUUUUCAGAGUGCAUGCUAUCAUUUCAGGGCUUUCAGACUGCCUGCUUGACUGCCACAUCUCACGUCGAGAAUCUAGAGAAAAGGAAGCUUGUCUCUUUAGUCUCUUGGCUGAAAUAGACAGGGACAUGAUAGUAUAUAGCAUAUUUAUCUUGUUUUAGCAUGACCAAAUCAGAACAAUAUAUUUGCAAUUAGGGAUACAUGAUAUUAUAAGCAUGAAAUCAUUAUUGACAGAUAUCAGCUUAAAACAUGGCAGAUAUGAAAAUUUUUACAAUUUGACUGUGGUUAGCUUUGCUCUCAGUGUGCAGGAAUUAAACACUAAACAUGAAAAAAAAAGACGAAAAAUAGAAGAUUAGAAUAUGUGCACGCUCUUGUAGGGUAUUUUAACCAGUAUAUACAAGCCUGUGUGCAAUAAUGGAUGUAGCUGCGAGGUGUGCACAGGUUGCAAGAAUAACAUGAAUUGUAUAGAUUCUAUUAAAAUGAUAAAAAAAUAUGCAAUAAUAUGGCAGUUAUAUGAGGUACAUAAAUACAUUUAACAUAACUGACAAUAAUUCGUGCAAAUGUGCAUGUGUUUCCACAUCAGUAGAAUAUGUCACAGAAAGGAUAAACGCAUAAUUUUUACAUGUGGUUUGUGCUUUUCAAAGUAAAAGCCUGCUUUGGCAUGCACGGGGAGAAACCGAACUCACCUUGUUUGCGAAUAAUUUCUUCAUUCAGAUUUUUAUCUGGCUCAGUUAUACAGUGAAUCAUUGAUUCUGGAGGGAGAGAGAUGUAUUGAGGUAAAACUUGUGCAGACAGAGCAGUGAUUGCAUGAAAAUGCAGCCGAAGUAACACUUAAUGUAUGUGCCUGCUAUGAAAGCUGUGAUGGCACAAGCUAAAGCUUGCACGUGCUGCAGCCGUCAUGCAGCACCCAGUCUGAAACAGGUCUUCAUCUUCAUAAAUGAACACUAUUUUCAAAUUCUUAGGCAGGGAUGCUAUUGGCAAAAGUAAAGAGCUGAUGUUAGGCUAUACAGAAACGACACCAUCAUCAACUGACUUCAUGUCACCACCACAAAGCUUCUAACUUUAAUGUUGCACUCAUACCUCUUCUAUAAAAAGCUUCAUUCUCAGAGUCACAAAUUUGAACAUCUGAGUCAGAGUAGUUUAGGCUCAAAAUACACCCUGAGUAAUGGGUGGACUAGCUGAGUUGACAUGUUUGGCAUCAUGACAGAACCCAGACAAACUUUGUAGUCCAAGUUAGCCGCUUAAUAGCAGUAAAUAAGACUGGAAAAGCUUCAAAAUCUACAAUUAGACACUUCCAGAUGUAUUUUAUGUUGUAGAAAAGAAAAAAAAUCUCUGUGUUUGUGUUUACCACAGGCCUUAUUUUGAUUAUCUCACUGAAAACCCAUUAAAAACCCCAUAAAGUGUGCUAGUUUAGCUCAGUUGGUAGAGCAGAUACCCAUAUACAGAGGCUGGAGUCCUGAACUCACUGGUUGUGGGAUUGAUUGUCAGUCAAAGCGCUGUUAAGUGCAUUUCUUUCCUCACUCUCUCUCCCUGUAUUUCCUGUUUUCCUAUCUAAAUAAAGGCAAACAAUCCCAGUAGAUCAUCUAAAAAAACUCAUAAGACACAAGACAAUGGAACCAGAAGUGCUAACAUGCUAAUUCAUUCCUGGGUUUAAGGACUAAUCACUCACUGCAGUACUCUACAUGUAAGCUGUCCUUUAGUUUUAGAAAACAGCACCUUGACACCUUUUUUUAACCAACAAUUCUGUUUUAUCUGAGCAGUGAUGAUAUUUGUACUUUUUCAUAACCUAAUGUUUUAUUUUUAGUUCUUCACAUUUGCCAUCCAGACAUGUCACUGUUUAAUGUUGGUGUUCACUAACAUUUGCACUGUUUUAAUGUAGGCAGUCCCUGCUGCCACCAUCAGCUGAGUGAUAGAAAAUGAUGGAGUUUGUUACUCUUAAUGAGACGUUGGGACAUCCUUUUGCGUGUUUACUUGACAGAUUAACCCCGUCUGAGCAGCUGGUGUCUACUAACACAAGUGUUACAUUGAUUCCUGUGUAGCCUGUUGAUGUUAAACUGUAAGUGCAGCUGAUUAUACAGUUGUGUCAUUGCAGUUUGGAAUGUUUACAAAUGUUUGUUUGUUGUUUUUUUUU
Messenger RNA from Cheilinus undulatus (humphead wrasse), 5246 nucleotides. It is a transcript of the gene rcbtb2, whose product is annotated as regulator of chromosome condensation (RCC1) and BTB (POZ) domain containing protein 2. NCBI's taxonomy places the organism in Eukaryota, Metazoa, Chordata, Actinopteri, Labriformes, Labridae. The coding region runs from base 216 to 1799 and encodes 527 amino acids. Gene Ontology annotation, molecular function: protein binding. The transcript is spliced from 12 exons. The record is from RefSeq and is a predicted model, not a curated record.